Messenger RNA from Saccostrea cuccullata (small rock oyster), 765 nucleotides. RefSeq lists its product as uncharacterized. The transcript is spliced from 3 exons. Lineage: Eukaryota; Metazoa; Mollusca; Bivalvia; Ostreida; Ostreidae. The record is from RefSeq and is a predicted model, not a curated record. Bases 16 to 546 code for a protein of 176 amino acids.
AGUAAAACCAAUAAGAUGGCUAACUGCCGACAGUUCACCCUGAUGACCCUGGUUUUCCUGAUUGAGGCUGCAGACCUGGCGUUUGAUUGGAUCUUCUAUAUCCAGCUCCACCAGACAGACGACGAAUACGUCACACAAAACCUCCACCUUCCCUGGAUCAGCCUCGGCUUCUGUGUGCUCGGUACGAUCGUCCUCAUCUUCGAGAUGAUCAACCUCGGGUUUGAAGUUUAUAAAGAGCGUGGCCCCUGUCUCUACGCAGACACAGUUUCCAUGGUAACCACGUGGGUGGAAGAUGUGCCCCAGAUUUCCUUGGCUCUGGUGGUGGCUAUACAUCAACAAAGCCUGAUACACUGGGUUCAGUUUGUUAAGGCUGCCUGGGCCUUGGUGGAGCUGAUUUUCCGGGGGGUGGGGCAGUGUCUAUACUGCUGUGUAAUCUCAGAGAGACACAAUAAGUCUGUCAAUCACUGUAUAGCUGUGUUUAAGUUCCUGGCUCAGUCUGUUAUUCUAGGCUGCUCUGUAGCUAUAUAUGUACACCUACUGAAAUGAUCUAGGCCAUUCUAUAUUUAUAUAGAAUUCAGAAAAUUAAUGAUGCCUUCUUCUUGAUCAAAGCAUUUUCUGAUGUGCACCUCAGAUUGAGUUCAAUCAAGCGUUCAAGUGACACUGACUGAGAGACAAUGUGCAUAGAGCAAUGAUUGUAUGAAUCUUUAUUUAUUGUUCUGCUGAAUUUGUAUAUUAACAUGAUUAAAGAAAUAUUUUUCUAUUUAU